This is a messenger RNA of Racocetra persica, 832 nucleotides long. The record is from the annotation of a GenBank genome assembly. NCBI's taxonomy places the organism in Eukaryota, Fungi, Glomeromycota, Glomeromycetes, Diversisporales, Gigasporaceae.
AUCUGAAAAUAGCUACAGAUUUUUUUAUCUUGACGUUUCAAAAUCUUUUAAUUUAAUUGAUACUUCAUCAAUGCAUUGGACUGAUCUUUCUUUUGUUCCAAGUAUAUUCCGAACUUAUGGUGCUUCUGUAGUUAAUGAUUAUUCUAUUUAUUUUUUUAGUGGUGGCAUUGGUUCAAAUAGUGUUGAUAAAUUUGAUGCUUUAACAGAAAAAUGGGUUGCAUUGAAUUUUUCUGGAAUUAAUACAACCUUAGCAAGAACAUCUGUAUCUUAUGUUCAAGGUGUUAUUUCAAACAAUAAAAUUUAUUAUUUUAAUCCAUUUAAUGAAAGCACUCAACAUGACUUGAUUUUGGUGAUAGGUGGAUAUUCACAAGGCCGAAUAACUUCCUUAAAUAUUAAGACUUUUAAUUGGGCAAAUCUUACGAAUUUGAAUGAUGGCUUUAGAACUGGUUUAUAUUAUCAUACUGCUACAUUAAUUGAUCAUUAUAUUAUUAUUGCAUUUGGAUAUGAUGCUAAUUACUAUCCUAACAUUUAUCUUAAUACCUAUAGCAAUAAUAUUUCUCUUCUUGAUAUAAGUCAAAAAGACAAUUAUAAAUGGGCUACUUCAUAUGUUGCUCAAGGUGGUGGCUCUCCAACUCCAACUCCAACUCCAAGAUAUAUUACCACUCCUAGUGAAAUUUUUGGUGUUGUUGGUGGAAUUAUUGGUAUAAUCUCAGGAUUGGUGGGACUUAUUCUAGUAUCUUGUAUUUGUUAUACAUAUCGUAGAAAAAAUCUACAUGUUAAUUAUAGUACUGAACAAAUAGCAGAUCAUUACCCGGUGUCCGUGAUUUCGUGA